Vanessa tameamea is the source of this 1367-nucleotide messenger RNA. RefSeq lists its product as uncharacterized. Bases 387 to 1223 code for a protein of 278 amino acids. The transcript has 2 exons. Lineage: Eukaryota; Metazoa; Arthropoda; Insecta; Lepidoptera; Nymphalidae. The record is from RefSeq and is a predicted model, not a curated record.
UUUCAUUAAAAAAAAAAACAAAUCUGAUACGUCCUAAUUUUAUUUUUAAAUACAAGACGAUAGUACUUUUUACUAGAUCAUUAAAUGUCUACUAAUAGAUACAGCAGCUCCCGAUUUAUUAAAAGCAUGUCCAGAUAUGGCUCUGAAGUCUAUUUUUGAAAUUAAUGAGACAAACAGUAAAAAAAAAGGAAAAAUCAAUACAGAUGUAAGCAAAACGGUUUUAUUAAACAAUAAUAAUAUAAUAAAUACUACAGAGGUAAAUAAACGAACAAUCUUAUCACAUCUCGGUGCAAUUGAAGUGCGAAGGCAGAAGAAGGUAAAAAAUCAAGACAAGAAAAAACUUAACGUAUAGUGAACGUAAAUAUUUCAUAGCUUCAUCGGCACCAAUGGCUACAUACUACAAUCAAUACCAGAUUCCACAAGCUUAUAACUUACCAGUUAUGGUUACCGAGUGGAGUCCUUUAGUAAGUACAGUGCAAGUUCGUAAUGUUUACACUUCACCUGUCCAACAUAUACCAGUUGCCAUUAUAACUCCACAAUUAAUAACGCCAAUAUGUCCGUACGCAGGAGCUUUGAUUACUGCAGACCCAAUAUUGAAUUCUAUAGUUCAAAAUGCAGUAGUACCAGAAACAAUACCGGCUUUAUGCACUUCAUUAUAUAGCCAGAUGUAUAAAACUGAAGUUGAUUAUGUACAAGAGUCAAUGAGCACAGUGGUUGAAGUUUUUAAUGAUCAAAAUAAGUAUUCUGGAAAAGAAUCAGCAUUACCUGAACAAAUAGCAGAGGAUGUUAUUAAUGAAUCAAAAGUAAUAGACCCUGUUGAGUUCUACUUAACGUUGCCUAAAGAACUAUUUCCAACAGCAAGGAUGCUUGCUAUUGAUCCAAAUACAAUUAUAGAUGAAUUUUGUAAAAUAACAACAAUAAAUGAAAAUGUAUCUUGGAUUUUAGAUUUAGAAUUUGGUGUACCAAGAAUACCUGUUACUCGAGCGAUAGCUGUGUACGAUGUAAAGUUUAACAGUAUCCAUUGCAAAAAUACACCGAGCGCAAUACACCCAGGAUUUGAGAAGUGCAAUAGUGAUUUUAAGAGAGUAAUACUAUUUUAUUACGACUGUAUUGUAUCAAAUUGGUAUAAAGGCUACAUUAUUCUUAAUUAUGAUAAGUCUGUUGAGAAUUUUCAAUCUUGGCUUUUAAUACCAAUGCAGAUUUUUGGCAUGUGUUGGCCUUGAAAAGCAUGAAUAUAAUUAAAGCUAUGCAAUUAUGCUCAUUUGUAAAUAUAGAUAUUUUUUAAUAUUAAAUAAUACUGCUUGAAAUAUUUUAAUAAAAUUGCUGAAUGCAAUGGGAUUUGUUUGAUUUAAAUUACUUAGUACUGG